This is a messenger RNA of Chilo suppressalis (striped riceborer), 7290 nucleotides long. NCBI's taxonomy places the organism in Eukaryota, Metazoa, Arthropoda, Insecta, Lepidoptera, Crambidae. The record is from the annotation of a GenBank genome assembly.
ACAGUUCGGUAAUGGCCGCCGCCGGGGUGGUCUGUUUACGCUACUGUCAGUGUAUUACACGUUGAUUGGUUGUUUACGUUAUUUACGUUGCAUUUCUAACCAAUAAUACGGUUGCAAUAAGUGUUAAUAUCGUUCAAAAUAUUGUGGUAAACUUGUUUUCAAACAAAUAAAGUGUGUUUUGAUUUGUAUUUCGACGCCGCCGAGUGCGGUGGAUUCACGCGGCGUUGAAAUGAGAAUGCAUCUUUCUGUUUAGUGCGUUUUGUGGUGUGCUAAUUGGGUUAACCUGGCCAAAUGCUGGGAUACAGAUCCACGAUGUGCACACGGCAGCAUUCGCAGGCAUGUUUGAACACAUCCCUGUCUAUAAGGCAGGAGAUACAGAGAUUUGAGAGCGUGCAUCCUUCGAUUUAUGCUCUUUACGAUCUUGUGGAGUUGGUUCCUGACCCGUUGCUGGCCCAACAGAUCCGAGAUCACGUCGUAGCUAUAGAAGAUUCGUUUGUAAAUAGUCAAGAAUGGACAGCAUCGAGGGGAGUCACAGAGUUGAGGGUUGGAGUCCUGGGUUCUCCGGACAGCGGAAAAUCUGCACUAGUCCAUCGUUACCUUACAGGCGCAUAUAUGCAAGAAGAAAGCCCAGAAGGUGGUCGAUUCAAGAAGGAGGUCAUAAUCGACGGACACAGUUAUCUGCUCCUCAUCAGGGACGAGGGCGGACCGCCAGAAAUGCAGUUUACGGCUUGGGUCGAUGCUGUGAUCUUCGUAUUCAGCCUCGACAACGAAGUCAGCUACAACACAGUGUCGAGUUAUUUCAAUAAAAUGUCUCACUACCGAAAUUCUGCUGAGAUUCCAAUCAUUUUAGUGGGGACCCAAGAUGCCAUAAGUGAAAGUAGUCCACGCGUCGUGGAUGACAACCGGGCUCGCAAGCUGUCGAACGAACUACGGAGGUGCUCAUACUAUGAGACGUGUGCGACGUACGGUCUCAAUGUAGAAAGAGUCUUCCAAGAUGCAUGCCAGAAAAUAGUUGGAACUAGGCUGUCGGCAUCAUCACAAUGUUUGUCUGGUGGUUCCCGGCCAGUCACGCCACAACCUUUGGCAAAUUCUCCAAGUCACAACCACUCAACAUUCCUCUACAAGGACUCCCUACCACGCGGCCAUCACACGCUCUCCGCUUCCUCCCACCACCUGCACAGAGGCGCUUCAUCAUUCGACGCGUCAUCAAACAGCAGUGGGAUAUCGUCCACCCACGUGGUCGAAAUACACAGCACCAACGGCUCAGACUCCUCGCGGUGGGGCAACUCGCUCGGCAGCCACGGCUCCUCAUCAGGCCUCGUCUCCAUAGCAACAGAAAACAACAACGUCAAAUUCACCGCACCACACUGCUUGGACAACCUCCAGCCAGUCAAAGACCCAAAAGACCUACCGACCCCCUCCUCCACCCCCACAACUUCUAGGAAGUCGAGAAGAAGAUCGAAUCUCUUCACACCCUCCAAGAAAGGAGAUGACAGACUAAAGAACGGGGAACUGGGCUCUGGUAGAGCGAUACCACUGAAACAGGGAUACCUUUACAAGAAGAGUAGUAAGGCUUUGAACAAGGAGUGGAAAAAGAAGUAUGUCACGCUAUGCGAUGAUGGCCGACUCACAUACCAUCCCAGUUUACAUGAUUACAUGGAGGAUGUGAACGGCAAAGAAAUCUCAUUACAAUACGUCACCGUGAAGGUGCCCGGGCAGAAGCCGCGCGGCUCCAAGUCUAUAAUCACCACGGUGCCCGGCUACAACGGGUACACCAGUCUCGAUAUACACGACAGCAUCGGAGGACUAUCUCUGGGUUAUAAAGACAAACCGACCAGGGUGACAGACAAGGCCCUGUUGUCGGCGUUCGACACUAUGAAGGAGCCCGCGUCCAGUCGACAGUCGAUCGCCUCGGACGACGCCGCCACAAACGGCGAUAAAGAUGUCAAGAAGAGGCAUAGGAGGAUGAAAAGUAGCGGUGUCAAGAAAGAUGGUGAAGAAGAGGGAGAGAGCGCAUCAUGCUGCGAGUUCACGAUAGUCAGCCUGGACGGCAAGCGGUGGCGAUGGGAGGUCGGCGCGACUGGAUGCGCGGCCGCGGCCGAGCGCGACGCCUGGGUGGCCUGCGUCGAGGCGCAGAUACUGGCCUCGCUGCAGGGCCGGGUAUGUAUAUAUAUACAGAUAGGCAGCCUGGACGGCAAGCGGUGGAGAUGGGAGGUCGGCGCGACUGGAUGCGCGGCCGCGGCCGAGCGCGACGCCUGGGUGGCCUGCGUCGAGGCGCAGAUACUGGCCUCGCUGCAGGGCCGGACGUCUCGGCAACCGGCACCUACGGGUGCUAAUUCUACGGGCGACGUGAGAGCCACCUACUACAUACGGCGGGUGAAAGGAAACGAUAAAUGCUGCGAUUGUGGGGCACAAGAUCCCGAUUGGGCGAGCUUAAAUCUGGGCGUGCUGAUAUGCAUCGAGUGUUCGGGCGUGCACAGGAACCUCGGCUCGCACAUAUCGCGGGUUCGAUCCCUGGACCUCGACGAAUGGCCGUUGGGCCACGUAAGCGUAAUGGUGUCACUGGGCAAUGCUUUAGCCAACUCAAUAUGGGAGGCGGACCUACGGGGGCAUACGAAACCGCACGCGGCUUCCACGAGGGAGGAGAAAGAAAGAUGGAUCAGGUUGAAAUACGAGCGGCGGGCGUUCUUCUGCCCCGCCGGCGUGUCCACCGAUUUGGAGUCGCUACGGGCGGCCGCCACGCGCGGCGCCAUGAGCACGCUGGCGCGCGUACUGUGGGCGCCCCCGCCCCGCGCGCCCUCCCCGCACGAGCGCGCCCUCGCCCUGCGUGCCGCCGCCGCCGCCGGACACCUGCCCGCCGCCCAGCUGCUGGUGUGGGUGAGUGUAUGUAUACACACACGCGCGGCGCCAUGAGCACGCUGGCGCGCGUACUGUGGGCGCCCCCGCCCCGCGCGCCCUCCCCGCACGAGCGUGCCCUCGCCCUGCGUGCCGCCGCCGCCGCCGGACACCUGCCCGCCGCCCAGCUGCUGGUGUGGCACAACGGCAACCCGAACUUCCCGGACGCGGACGGUCACACGUGCGUAUUCUACGCGCGAGCAGCGGCCAACCACCUAUCCGGUAUUCCCCCACAGUACCCUAAAAACUUGCAGCUAACUUGCCCCCUUCACCCCAACCCGCCCGGCUCCAACACGAACUCAUCAUCAUCAAACUCCAGCAAAAACUCCCUCAAGAACCCGGAACCGGAAUGCAACUGCAUAAUAUUCGAAUUGCUAAACGCUCAGAGCGCAGCGAACGCACUAGUCGAACUUCUCAUAGGUCUACAGAAUAAUCAGUAUAUGAACGGGUUCGAUGUUAACGGCUCUGGAUUAGGGGCGAUUGGCCACGCGACUCUCGGUAGGCCGAAUCUGUCGCUCACGAACGGAAAAUGUGGGAGUAUCGUGUAAAUCUGUAAACUAAAUAAAAGAGGUUUAAUUUGAGAUUGGGAAAAAGAUUUUCGUAAUUUUUUUUCCUUAAAACUUUUGUAGCGAAACGAAACGCUUCUCUGUCACGUUUAGGUUGCGUUAAACGAAAUGCGAAUCUCAUUGUUUUGUUGGGAUUUGAAAAACUGAAGUUCUAUGCGAUAUUUUAUUUGGAAAGUGUUUUUAAGCUUCCUAAAGAGAUAUAGAUUAUGAUCGUUUCGUAUACGCUACUUGAGGAUAAAGUGAAUCCCAUAUUAUACGUAACAUCACAUGUUAUUGUGACUGAAAAUGAGAGAUUUCGUGUUAUAUAUAGUUACCAAAUUAUACUUGACUAGAUAUACUAGAAGUAACGGUUUUAAUGACUCAAUGGCUUGUGUCGAUGAUCGAGACUCGUUUGUGAGCACUUAUUUAUAAUCGAUUUUUCUAUGUGUAAUGCCAGCACUUUACUUGGCUAUUCGUGUUUGUUAUUUGUCAACAUGACACCAGUCUGUCCUUUUCAUUCCUUAUAAAGUAUGAUAAGGACAGAUUGUUGCCAAGUUUGCAAAUAGCAAACAUGACUUGCCAAGCGAUGUGAAGGCGUAAUAUUGUUGCACUGUAUAGUUGGGAAGAUAACGAGGAACAACUUAUUUUCGUGUAAAAAAAAGUUGACGUAGAUUUUUACGUGUUUUUAAAAUUCGAAACGUGUAUGGGCCAGUUGAAAUGGAUGUUUGGAAAACUUGUCAUUAUUCGAUUAUGUCACUCGGUUACACUAAAAUUGAUAUCGAUUCUAAAUUUGACUACUGUCGUAAGUUAAAGUUAGAUAACUGUUGAUACGUUUUAUAAUCGGGAUAACAUAUUUUUUAUUACAUUCGACCGAAAUCGGAGGCGUCAAAUAACUUAAGUUGGUGCUGUCACUUUCUUUGCAAAGAAAAUAAGCCAGCACGCGACAUUAAAUUAAUUUGGCGUCUCUAAGCGCACCAUUAUGUAUGUGAAAAUGCAAAUUUGAUUCACCAAUAUAUUAAAUAGUAAAAUUUUAGUUCAAAUAUUUUGACUUUGUGUAAGUAAACUGUUCGAAGUUUCGAAGUGACAUUUUAAAAUUAGCUAAAUUUUUGUAAUAAUAAUGUCAAUUUGGAGUAGGUAAUAUUUUUUUAUUCUUCACCUACUAUAUGUAUUUUUAUGUAUGUAGUACAGAACUCUAUCAUUAAGGCGAUUCUCACACUGCCCCGCACUUCGUUGCGGGAUGCAGAUCUGCAUCAUCAUGCGGAUUUGGCUAUACAAAUAAAUUGGCUAUAAUAUUUGGCUAUAAUCUCGUGUUUCUCUGUAUAUAGUUGCGUGAUCUGCAAUACUGCGCGUGAAUGCGUUCUGAGUAUGUUUCACUACUACGCAUGUUUCAAUACAAAGAGAGAUUUACCUACAAUGCGAAGAGAUGGCGCUGCUUUGCAGCCUAAGAAAUACUAGAAAGAAUUCGACAUGGCCAUUAGGGCCGCGGUAGCAUAAUGGUCAGUGCGUCCGCCCGGAUAGCGGAGGGUGCGGGUUCGAAUCCCGUCUGCUGCCUGGUCCGCGUGGUAUCUUUUCUAGUAUUUUAGAUUUAAACAACCAGCAGUUAAAUGCUUUAAAAUUAAAAAUAUAGCAAGGAGAGGUACUUGCAAGUAACGAAAGAACAAGCAUUCAGUCGCGGUCGCAGUACGCAGCGUAGUGCGGGGCAAUAUGAGAAUCGCCUUAGACACUGGACCCGCGUAAUCAUUAAUAAUAGUUCAAAUACGUUUUUGUUGUAGUGGUAGUCUUAGAUCGAAUUGCAUUUUAGAUUUCCGAUCAUGGAACAUAAGACUAUCAUGGUGUUAUACGGAGCUAUAAGAAAAUUUAUUCUGGAUUAUAUCGUCUUAUAUAAUAUAAGACGUAUAUUCAUUUAAAAAUUCUAUAUAGGAAGAUUUUUUUUCUAGAAACAUGGUUGUAUCACAGUUGAUGAUAAAAUCGGUUAUUUUUUUAUUAAAAUAGGUCACAUCAUUGUCUUUAUAGAUUCGUAUAAUCCCUACCAUCAUUAUUAAGUAACAGUUGGUUUCCGCGUUUAUCAGAAUACGUUGAAAUAAACGUAGAUUAGUCCGUAAUCUUAAUAGGUAUAAAUGAAAUUGUAACUUUAGGUGCAAGAUCUCAGCUCAACGCUAUUUGUAGGGUAAACUAGGAUAAUUUUAGUAGUAAUUAAUUGUCGCUUUACCCUAAGCCCUUGGGUGAUUAGUUAAGAGUAGCGCUCUUUAAACUUUUAAUGUUGUUUUUUUUAUUAAUAAAUGUAGGCAGUGGCUUUUAUUCUGGGAUGAUUUUUUAACUUUAAGCUAAAUUGAACAGCAGUUUAAUCUUUAAGGAGCUUGUUAACUAAACGACUAUUACCCGGUUUCUACACGGGUCUAUACUAAUCUUGUUCACGAGCAGUUUUUGUACCGGAGUUGCUAACGAACCUGAGUAAAUCAUGCCAGAAUCGAGUCCAAUAAAUAUAUAAAAUUUUCUUUCAUCACAAUAAAAUCUCAACAACUUAUGCAAUAUUAAGUUAAGAUAAAUAUUUACUAUGUAACUUAUUCAAUAAAUCCUUGAUUCGAGUCUUGCUUAGAUGAUGAUUAAUAAGCGUUUAAUACCACUGUAUAAAGUUUCUUUGCUAGUUUUGCAAAUACACAGAACUUUAAUAAGAAGUGUACAAAGAUUUUCUCUGGCAACAAUAUUGAAAUUCGUAGAGAAACCUAACCUAGGUACUUUAACUUUCAUCUUAAUUUUAAGUGCAUUCAUACAUUCCGUUUGUGUAUAAUUUCCCACCCAAGGGCGAAAUAUAGUUGAUGUGAUAUUCCUGAGGUUUUUCCCGUAAUAAGCCAAAUGUACUGAACCCUUCUGUGCCUACUUUAGGUAGUUUCGCUUCUCUACAAGAUGAUAGGGCGGGAGAUGUGAGAUAUUGCUAUUUUAUUAAAACUCCCAAGCCUAUCAUUUGGUACUUAUCCGAUGUAAAGUGUUACUUGAUAUGCAUCUAUUAGUGUUCUUCGCUACUUAAGUGUUAAACUUAUGUGCAUUUAUUUCAAGUCUCUAAGUCGUUUCGGCUUGCUUGAUUGCGUUUGCGUAUUAAACGAUAAUUUUUGAAAACACCGAUAUUUUCACGAUUACUUUAUUAUUUAUACGAGCAAUACGAUUUUUUUUUCAUAUUUUUUUCUUUCUGGUCAAUUUAUGUAUAACAGUUUAGUAGCAUAAUUUAUCAGUUCUUUUGAAAAUUUACGGUUGCUUUUUGGGUGACUUUUUUCAAGUCGAGAGUGCUAUUAUUUAUAUUAAAGAUUAUGAUAUCGCAGCGCGCGAUAGUGAUUAAGUUUCUUACAAAAUCAAGCUAAAUAAAAAAGCUAAUUCUAAACUCUUUACUUCUAUCUAGGUUUCACGACUUGACUUCCGUUUGUUUUUUAUCAUUAUAUUAUUAUUAAAAAUGUGAAUUAAGUUGUAAAUUUUUAGCAAUAAAUGGUUUACCGACGUCAGUAUUCGUGAAAUUUGUAUAAAAUGCACAGUUUACUCGCGCGCACCGUUUCUGUACAAUUAUGCGGUUUAUGAAUAUGUAAAUGUACUAUAUUUUUUAAAAUAAUUUGAAAUGUUGAAAUUUUAUUGCUAAUUUUAAAUUCGUUACCUUCUAUUUGGUUCAUUUUUAUUUAAUUUUUAAAUAAAAUGUUUUGUGUAUAUGUUUUUUUUUUGUAAAGGCCAAAGAGCUUAUCACUGUAAAUAUUGUAUAAUGCAGCUAUAGAUUUGUAGCUGUGCUCUAAUUAGACUUUCGUUAUUGUAAUUUUUAAGAGAUUUGUUGAUGUUCUCUAUCUUGUGAAAAUAAAGUGUAAAAUAAACACGA